Messenger RNA from Leptopilina heterotoma, 2936 nucleotides. It is a transcript of the gene GlyS, whose product is annotated as glycogen [starch] synthase. Bases 312 to 2390 code for a protein of 692 amino acids. Gene Ontology annotation, molecular function: alpha-1,4-glucan glucosyltransferase (UDP-glucose donor) activity. Gene Ontology annotation, biological process: glycogen biosynthetic process. The transcript is spliced from 12 exons. The record is from RefSeq and is a predicted model, not a curated record. NCBI's taxonomy places the organism in Eukaryota, Metazoa, Arthropoda, Insecta, Hymenoptera, Figitidae. Gene Ontology annotation, cellular component: cytoplasm.
UGUGCACUGUCUACCCGGCACACACGUGUCUGACAAGAAAGUGGAGUUUAUAAUUUAUUAAGUGUAAUUUAAACCAAAAUCAAUUAAAUUCAUCAGGACGAAAGUACUCAAGACUUGUGAAUAAUGUUUUGAAAGGAAGAUAUUUUCACUGAAGAAUACCCCUUUUUUUCUGGAGCAAGACUGAUUCAUCUUUUUAAAACUAGGGAUACGUUUGACCUUUACUGUCUUGCUUGACCUUCAGAUCUACCCUGAAAAAACUUUCAUUCACUCUAUCUGCUCAAAAAAGUUAUUUUUUUUAGAAAAGGUCCAAAAUGUCGAGCAGGGAACGGGCAUCGCGAAGAUUUUAUCGUCUAGACAGUACAAAUGAUCUACUGGGAAAUAUGGAUCGUGGACAAUCAGCACAAAUUGAUAAUCGAUGGAAUUUUGAAGUUUCCUGGGAAGCUGUAAACAAGGUUGGCGGAAUUUACACUGUGAUUCGAUCAAAAGCAUAUGUUUCGACUGAGGAAAUGGGUGAUCAGUACAUUUUGAUGGGUCCCUAUAAAGAAGCGAGUGCAAGAACUGAAGUUGAAGAAAUAGAUUUUCCAUCGAAUAGUCCACUGAAUAAGGCAGUUCAAAUAAUGCGAGAACAAGGUUUCAAGGUCGUUACUGGUACUUGGUUAGUGGACGGAAAUCCACAAGUAAUAUUGCUGGACAUUGGAAGCGCAGCCUGGAAAUUGGACGAAUAUAAAUCAGAACUUUGGAGCACGUGUCAUUUGGGAAUUCCUCACUUGGACGUUGAAGCUAAUGAUGCAAUUAUUCUUGGCUACUUGGUCUGCCAAUUUAUUUCUGAAUUCAGAAAAGCCGCGGAGGAAUUCUCAACUGCUCCGCCGAGAGUUGUCGUUCAUUGUCACGAAUGGCAGGCCGGUGUUGGAUUAAUAGCUCUAAGAACAAGACACGUCGAUGUUGCCACUGUUUUUACGACACAUGCCACUUUACUUGGAAGAUAUCUCUGCGCUGGAAAGAUUGAUUUUUAUAAUAAUUUGGAUAAAUUUAACGUUGACGAGGAAGCUGGUAAACGUCAAAUUUAUCAUCGAUAUUGUAUGGAACGUGCGGCAGCUCAUCUCUGCCAUGUUUUUACAACAGUCUCCGAUAUUACUGGUCUUGAAGCUGAACAUUUGCUCAAAAGAAAACCCGACAUUAUCACGCCAAAUGGACUGAAUGUGAAGAAAUUUUCCGCUUUACAUGAAUUUCAAAAUUUACACGCCGUUAGCAAGGAGAAAAUACACGAAUUCGUGAGGGGACACUUUUAUGGACAUUAUGACUUUGAUUUAGACAAGACUCUGUAUUUUUUUAUUGCCGGACGGUAUGAAUUUGGAAACAAGGGCGCCGAUAUUUUUAUUGAAGCUCUAGCGAGAUUGAAUCAUUAUUUGAAAAAUUCAAAACCUGACGUGACGGUUGUUGCAUUUCUCAUUUUUCCAACGCGCACAAAUAAUUUUAAUGUCGAGUCUCUUCGUGGUCAUGCUGUGACAAAAUCGCUGAAGAACACAAUAGACGAUAUUCAACGCAAAAUUGGAAAACGAAUGUACGAGACGUGUUUAACGGGUCACUUGCCCGAUGGUCAUGACAUUUUAUUAAAAGAAGACAUUAUUAAAAUUAAAGGGUGCUUGUACUCUUUGCAAAGAAAUACAUUGCCGCCAGUUACAACUCACAAUAUUGUUGACGACUGGAAUGAUCCAGUGCUAAGUUCAGUGAGAAGAUGUAAUCUCUUCAAUUCUGUCCACGAUCGUGUGAAGAUAGUGUUUCAUCCGGAAUUUUUGUCAUCGACUAAUCCUCUCUUUGGUUUGGAUUAUGAGGAAUUUGUCCGUGGUUGUCAUUUAGGCGUUUUCCCAUCGUACUACGAACCCUGGGGUUAUACGCCGGCCGAAUGUACAGUAAUGGGAAUUCCCAGUAUAACAACAAAUCUAUCAGGCUUCGGUUGUUUCAUGCAAGAGCACAUAGCCGAUCCAAUGAGUUAUGGAAUUUAUAUUGUCGAUCGUAGAUUUAUCGAUUUGGAAUCAAGUGUUCAACAACUUGCUAACUAUAUGUUCGAUUUCGCUCGACUCAAUCGUAGGCAGCGUAUCAUUCAGAGGAAUCGUACCGAGCGUCUCAGUGAUCUUUUAGAUUGGAGAAGUCUUGGAAUCUACUAUCGUCAAGCGAGAAUAAAAGCAUUGUGCACUGUUUAUCCCGAGCUUGAGUCGGAAUUCGAUGAAGGAAAUGUGGGAAGAUUAAAUUAUCCAAGACCAAUUAGUGAGCCUCCAUCGCCGUCUUCCUCUAGACACACAACCCCAGCCGCUUCUGUUCAUGGCUCAGACGACGAGGACGAUGAAGUGGACGAAGAACAAGAGUUGGAAGAAUUAAGAGAAAGAAAAUAAACUUUAAUGCAGUACAUAAGCACGAGAAUCAAAGUCGCAACUAAAAUAUAUAUAAUUUAGUGAACAAACUCACACAAUACUCCAAGAUUGAUUUGUUAAGAAUUUUUUAUUGUGCACUAAACGCUUGAAUGAGUUUUUUGAUUUUUCCUGGGAUGUAUAGGAAUUAAUUUUUAAACAUGACUGCUACAAUAAGAAUAUCCGUAAAUGAUUUUAAUAUUUAUAUAAAUAGAUUUAUUAAUAUUCUCUCAACUGCCUAUAGACGACGGAUUUUGCUUUUUUAAAAUGUUGUUUAUUAUAAUAAUAGUAUUAAUAAACUAAUCAUUGUAUGUAUUGUUGCAUAUAUCUGUUGUCUUUGAUGAUGAAUGAUAGAUUUUACUGAAUUGUUAAGAACAAAUAAUCUGAAUUUUAAAAAAUGUGAUUGUGAUUCUUUUAAACUAUAUGAAUUAAUUUGUAAAUUUAUGAAUUUUUGUUGGUCUCCAUUUUUAUGUAAAUGUAUACGUAUUGUUCAAAACUAUUUUAAUAAUUACAAUGAUUUUUACUGAUUUA